GCUGACGGUGUCCAGUGGUAUUUUAGCAGAGUCAUCGUUGAGCGUUCUCCAGCUGUGCAGUUUUGUUCGACUGCAUCAGGCUCUGGAACAGUUAGCGCAUGUUAAACGGAGAAAAGAAACGAGUAGUUUUUCUGAGCAAAUUUUUCACUCACGAGGCCUAGUGCAAACGGGUUUGGUGGAUGUAAUCCUGGACUACAUGUCCGACCUCAACGGUACCAAGUGGAGCUUCGGAGAAAGGUUGUCCUUUGAGCUUGUGAAUGGCCUGUGUAGUAAGCGGCUGAAACGCCGUUGGCAGAUCUGUUGUUGAAGCAGGAAGUACUGAGAAACAGCCCGUAACCGAUGUGUAUUACAUUGACUGGUGGCCAUAUGGUUAAGCAGAGAAGAUUUAUUGGAAAUACCAACAACAAAAUGAUUAAUAUACGGGAACAUUCAUAGGCGACUAUAAUCCGACUAAUUGUAAAUAGCGCCUUGAAGAGUGGAGGUAUUCUUGUCGUAAACACACACUGAGCUGUGUAUACAGGAUCUGUUUCGUAUUAUGUGAUGAUCGUCCUAUUCUAAAAGUGAAAAAGUUAUCUCAAUAACUGACAGUUUGGCUGGAUCUUCUCACCAUCUAUUUGCACCAUUAAUAACCGGCACUGCCAGACCGAGAGUCUGAAAUUCACCAAUCCAAACAGUCGCCAAUCUUCGUCUUUACGGAUUGAAGUGCCUCCGGCACAACGCUAUCCGGUGAUGAAAUAUGAUUUCCAUUUACUGAGAAGCUAAAUUUUUCUUUUAUAUACAGGUAUGACAACGUAGGAUUACAGAAAAAUUACGGAACAAAAGGAAAAGUGGUCAUAAGGAAAAAUUGAUAUUUGCACUAUUUUUAACCAGUGAAUAUCUGAUGAAGUAUGUUAUAAAAGCCCAUCGUGAUUGCUUGCAAUAAAUUUUCACGGGAUUUUUUAUCAUUGUUCCACAAUUGUGCCGUCUUGGCAGUAUAUCUCCAUUAUGAGUUGCUAAUUGAGAAUGCGCAAUGACACAGAGAAUUUACCAGUGGUCUUCGAACCCUCGCGAGGGACAGCAGCAGGACUUGCAAAUGGAACCCCUCAAAUUAAACUCACGCCGCCAGGAAAAAAUCCCCUCGAGGUACACGCAGGUCGACAAGGAGAAGGAUAAUCAGGAGACUGAGUACAUGCUGCAAGAAAAUGGCGAACCAAUUGAAUUUGUUCCUCCACAGAAGAAAGAGGAGGAAAAGCCAGCUCCUCAGCCAAGUCUACCACCAGUACCUUAUUAUAGGCUUUUCCGAUUCGCGACAUGCAGUGAGCUGAUGCUAGUGUUCGGUGGACUCUUUAUGGGCACCCUAACGGGACUCUGUAUUCCCGUCUCCACCAUACAAUACGGCGAGUUCACGACCCUACUUGUCGAUCGUAAUAUGGAAAAUCAAACCAGCACACCAACCUUGAUCCUGGAGUGGUUCGGCGGUGGAAAAGUUUUAGGUCCUAAUGCUACUCGCGAUGAACGUAUGGACGCUUUAUACGAUGAUUCCAAGGCAUUCGGUGUCUCCUGUGCCGCACUAUCAGCCUUGCAGUUCUUUUUUGCAAUAUUCACCGUAGACCUUCUUAACGUAGCUGCGUUCAGACAGAUUGCUAGAGUACGCAGGAUGUUCUUACAAGCGGUGCUCAGGCAAGACAUGGCAUGGUACGACACUAACACUUCAACGAACUUUGCCAGCAGGAUAACAGAAGAUCUUGACAAGAUGAAAGACGGGAUUGGCGAGAAACUUGGUAUCUUUACAUACUUGAUGGUCUCCUUCAUCUCCUCAAUAAUCAUCUCUUUCAUUUACGGUUGGAAGCUGACACUGGUGGUCCUUAGUUGUGCACCGAUAAUUGUUAUAGCAACGGCGAUCGUAGCUAAGGUUCAGAGUUCGUUGACGGCUCAGGAGUUGGCUGCUUAUGGGCAGGCGGGUAACGUGGCUGAAGAGGUACUUGGGGCGAUAAGAACGGUCGUGGCCUUCGGUGGUGAAAAAAAGGAAGUAAGUCGCUACGCGGAGAAGUUGGUUCCAGCUGACAGAACGGGUACGCGACGUGGAAUGUGGUCCGGAGUAGGUGGAGGUGUCAUGUGGUUCAUCAUCUACUUGAGCUAUGCUUUAGCUUUCUGGUAUGGCGUUCAAUUGAUUUUGGAAGAUCGACCGAAUGAAAAAAAGGACUACACACCAGCCGUACUCGUCAUCGUGUUUUUCGGCGUGUUAGCCGGUGCUCAAAAUAUGGGACUAACUUCACCUCAUCUCGAAGCAUUCGCUGUGGCCAGAGGAUCGGCUGCUGCCGUAUUUACAGUCUUAGACCGUGUGCCGAUUAUCGAUAGCUUAAGUCCCAACGGUCAGAAGCUCAAGGGUGUCAAUGGCGAUAUAGAAUUCAAGGACGUGCACUUCAAGUAUCCUGCGAGGAAAGAUGUGAAAGUACUCCAGGGCUUGAAUUUGAAAAUUAAUCACGGUGAAACAGUCGCGUUAGUUGGAGGUUCUGGAUGCGGCAAGUCAACGUGCCUUCAGCUGAUUCAAAGGCUGUAUGAUCCUCACCAGGGUGAGGUGCAUCUCGACGGGGUUGACAUCUCAAAGUUGAACGUACAGUGGCUCCGCUCACAUAUUGGUGUUGUAGGUCAAGAGCCGGUGUUAUUUGACACUACUAUUCGCGAGAACAUACGCUAUGGAAACGAAAACGUAACGGAAGAGGAAAUGAUAAAGGCAGCAAAAGAAGCGAACGCACACGAUUUUAUCAGCAAACUUCCAGAGGGUUAUGACAGUCCAGUUGGCGAAAGAGGCUCGCAGCUAUCAGGUGGUCAAAAACAAAGAAUAGCUAUUGCUCGUGCUUUGGUACGUAGACCAGCUAUUUUAUUACUAGACGAGGCUACGUCAGCACUGGAUCUCCAUAGUGAGGCCACAGUUCAGAGAGCCUUAGACGCUGCAUCGAAGGGUAGAACAACAGUAAUAGUGACACACAGGCUGUCGACCAUCACAAAUGCCGAUAGGAUCGUUUUUAUCAAAGACGGAAAGGUUGCCGAAAUGGGAACUCAUGAGGAGUUGAUUGCACUUGGAAAUCACUAUCAUGCUCUGGUCUCUGCGGACUCCAACGCGGCAGCCAAAGCUAAAGCAACUGCUGCUGCUGCAAAAACUGUUACCGCAGCCAAACCAAAGCCCAAACCACCGCUCAAGAAGCAAUUUUCUACCCUUUCGAUGCACUCUCAUCGUCUUUCGUUAGCUGCUGCUUCCGAGGGCUCCGAAGAAGAACUCGAAGAACAUGAGAAACCCUAUGAAGCUCCAGUAAUGCGAAUCUUUGGUUUGAACAAGCCCGAAUGGCCGUUCAAUAUAGUCGGCUGUCUCGCCGCUGCUACAGUAGGAGCAUCUUUUCCAGCAUUUGCAGUUCUCUUCGGUGAAGUCUACUACGUUUUGGGAUUACAGGAUCCACAAGAAGUCCGCAACGAAACAAUCAAUUUUUCCAUACUCUUCAUUAUCGUCGGUGUCAUAACAGGCAUAGGCACAUUUCUGCAAAUGUACAUGUUUGGUCUAGCUGGAGUUCGCAUGACAACAAGAAUCCGAAAGAUAACCUUCGAAGCGAUGUUGAAGCAAGAAAUGGGAUGGUUUGACGAAGACAAAAACAGCGUUGGUGCAUUAUGCGCCAGAUUGUCAUCAGAUGCAGGUGCGGUGCAAGGUGCGACUGGGACUCGAAUCGGUGCAAUUCUCCAAGCACUUUCAACUCUCGUCCUCGGUAUCGGUGUGUCGAUGUAUUACACUUGGAAAAUGACUCUGGUUUCUGUGGUGUCUAUUCCAUUGGUACUGGGCGCAGUUUUCUUCGAGGCGAGAAUCAUGAGUGGCCAGGGGUUACAGGAGAAGAAAAAGAUGGAAGGAGCAACACGAAUUGCUGUUGAAGCAAUCGGUAAUAUUCGCACCGUUGCCAGUCUGGGAAAAGAGAAGGCCUUCUUGGAUCGCUAUUGUGUAGAAUUAGCGCACGUCGCCAAAGCUACGAGAAUACGUAACCGACUUAGGGGUCUAGUAUUUUCCUGCGGUCAAACUACACCCUACUUUGGCUAUGCACUUAGUUUAUAUUAUGGCGGGUACUUAGUGGCCAGAGAAAAUCUCGAUUAUCAGAAUGUAAUCAAGGUAUCCGAAGCAUUGAUCUUUGGCUCUUGGAUGUUGGGACAAGCACUUGCCUUCGCCCCUAACUUCAAUACCGCUAAAAUUUCCGCUGGACGCAUAUUCAGAUUACUCGAUCGCGUACCCGAAAUCACGACGCCUGCGGAUCUCGAAGGGAAGGACACUGAUUGGAAAGCAGACGGUCUGAUUCAAUUCUCUAAAGUUGAAUUUCAUUAUCCAACUCGUACGGAGUCUCAGAUUCUGCGAGGUCUCAAUCUCGUUGUCAAACCAGGUCAAAUGGUUGCGCUAGUUGGUCAAAGUGGUUGCGGAAAAUCAACUUGCAUUCAACUGCUUCAACGCUUGUACGAUCCACUGUCGGGAACUGUGACAAUGGACCGCCGUGAUAUAUCAUCAGUCUCUUUAUCAGCCCUGCGAUCUCAGCUUGGUGUUGUAGGUCAGGAACCAGUACUCUUUGACAGAACUAUUGCUGAAAAUAUAGCGUAUGGUGAUAACAGUCGCACACCAUCCAUGGAUGAGGUCAUUGAAGCGGCAAAAAAGUCGAACAUCCAUAGCUUUGUCAGCUCUUUACCGUUGGGUUACGAGACUAGACUUGGAACCAAGGGAACUCAGCUUUCCGGAGGUCAGAAACAAAGAAUAGCUAUUGCCCGUGCCCUCGUAAGGAACCCUAGAAUUCUACUCCUGGACGAAGCCACGUCUGCACUCGACACCCAAAGUGAAAAGAUUGUACAAGCUGCUCUGGACAAAGCAAUGGAAGGCCGGACAUGCAUCACCAUCGCUCAUCGACUCGCUACUAUUCAAAAUGCAGACGUAAUAUGCGUUUUGGAAAAGGGAACUGUCGCUGAAAUGGGAACCCACGAAGAUCUGAUCGCGGCAGAUGGCCUUUACGCCCACUUACACGCUCUUCAAGAAGCCGCGCUAGAGUAGAACUUGUGACUUUUGCCUUAAAUCUCAACCCUCGACCCUUCACCUUCAACCGUCAACCUUGCGCCUUCUCUCUAUUCCGCAAACGUUCAUCGCACAUACAUAUUUCUGCAGUACAAUAAUCGGCUGAAACGCCUUGUACAAUGGCAGAAUAACAAAUAUAAAGUAAGCGCCCAGAAAGAAGAAGUGCCGAGCCGAAGGUGAGUUUUAACUGGUGUUCAAUUUAUUUGAGUAAACAAUCAACGUACUUAUUUUUAAAGGAAUAUCACUGUCAUUAUUUUUGUUUACAAUGUUACAAUUCUUCGUACCAACGACACUACACUGAUUUCCAAAUGAAUUAAUUUUAUAAUCCGUCAAGAUUAUUAAUGUAGUCUGAAUCAUCGUAGCUAUUAAAUAUACCGGAAAAUUCCGUGAAUUUCGCUGCUCAACGCAGGCAGAUAGGCAAUUGAAAUUACAUUUUGUAUUCUUAAGUAUGAGCAAUUCUCAUUCAAGAUAAAACUAUUAAAAUGAAAACAAAUUUUAAGUCACUUUUUUCAACAUGAAACUAUAAUUCAGAACGUUUUUUUUUUUUUGCGUAUACUGGUUUGACUAAUCAUGUAUUGUAAGUUUCGAAGAACUACUAGUUCUUAACUGACGAGAUUCUUUUUCUCAAAAAUAAUUCGGUCUAGGAAAAAAAAAUGCCAAAACAUAAAAUGUUCAUUUUUAAUCAAAAUUUGUGAAAAAACUGAUACGGAAUUCCAUCGUAAUCAAUGACGGGAUUUUAUCGAAUAAUCAUGCCAUUUGAUAUUUCCAAAAUACAGUAUUUGUGAUUUUGAUAAUAUUUUUUUCAAAUGCAAAAAAAAAAAAACAUUUUCUUCCUUGAUUCAAUAUGGCAGGAAUUUUUCUCAAUUUAUUAUCAAUGUUUUAAUAUGCAUCCGCUGAAACGAAACUGACUGUUGCAUACCGAGUUUACAAAUAUGUGAAAUAAAUUCAUUUUCAACAAUUUCAAUUCUAAUUAUCUGCGCUGAAUUAGAAGAAUAUUUACAAAAAAGUCAAAAAUUUGUAUGAAUAAUUGAUUUUUUUUUUGAUACUUUCGACCUUUUUUUACAUUUUUUAUUCAAGUACAAUGUCGAUUAUUACAAUUUGAACCGUUCAGAUAAAAAUUUAUCUAAUAUAUUUUGGUAAUUUUUUCCAUAGAACGAGUCAUCUUUGAUUAAAAUAAUGUCAUAAGUUGACAAGUGAUAAUUCUAUAAAAUUUUUGAUAAGUAAGUGGUCAACCCAGCAAGUGCAAAAACAAAAAUAGUUUGGAAUGUAGUGGCAGGUUGAAAAACUGACUCGAAAAAAAUAUCAGCUUUGGACGUGAGCGAGAAUUAACCAUUAUUCUAGAUGUAGUUUCGAUCGCCUAGCUACUGGUAUUGAGUAGUCGCAUUCACGGAAUUUUUCCGGUAUACACUCUAUAAUAAAUUAUCCCCAAGAGAAAAGUCUUACUGAGAGAAUUUUAUCAUAUUCAUAUAGGGUAGGAAUAUUUUACAUGUGCACGAUAACCUUGUGAGUCUUCGGCGUCUAUUAAUCAAAGCUUCGAUUUUCAUUUCCCCAUGUAUUCGUUCAUGCACAUUCAUAUUAGAUAUAAAAUAUGCAUUAUCCACACUCUAGCAUAUCUUUCAACUACUUCGAAUUGUCAUGCUUCCUCGCCAUUAGUCGUUUCAACAUCAAACCUUCAUUGUCACUAUGGUGCUAAAUUGCUCGGAACGAAAUUUCUUACCAAAUACUUGAUUUUCCAGCAAUUGGGAUAUUACGCACUUCAACCGUUCUGGGGUUUGGCAACCUUUCAAACUUAAAGGCACAAUUCUGAAUUGAAUAAUAUAAAUUGAUUUUUCGUUUGAUUAUAUCAUAGUAAUAUUAUUCAACGAUAAAUAUACAACUAGUAUAGCUAUGAGAGUUAUAGAUACAGAUUCCUAUUACCGACACACUUACCAACAUUUGACCCAGAUUCAAACCCAUCUCUGCGAUGACGUCACCGCGGGGAAGGGUUCGAGUCUGGGUAAGAUGUCGGUAAUUGUGUCGGUAGGAGGAAUCUGUGUCCAGACCUAUCAGAUAUACUACUUAUGCAUGUAAUGUGUGUGAUGACUAGGCUAUUAUUUUUAUAUCCGUAAAAGUUGAAUCACGUAAUGUUUUUCCAUGGGUUCGGCACAUAAAACAUUGUUUCACUAACACCUACCAAGUCCUAAUUGAUUUAGAUUGAAUUUCACUGUCUGUACUUAUGAGAGAGGAAGAUCUUUUCACAUAUUUUAUUAUUGUCGAGAUCUUCGGACAAACUCAUUGAUUAUGAGUUAUUUAUAAACCGACAUAUGUACUUAUACUUGUGUGUAGACGUACUGCUCAAAUUGCUUGUAUUCAAGACUGUUUCUUGAGAGAAGGAUUUAUUCGGAUGAAAAAUAUGACAAAAAACUUUGAGAAUCUUUUGUCAAAACAUUUUUUACUAAAGAGUUGAAGGAGUAGAAUAUGCUUAUUUCUAAAUUGUCAGGGAUGAGAAAUGGUUAUUUGUAAAUUCUAAUUUCAUUUUACAAUUAGUUCACAAUUUCUGUAGAAUUGCGGCACUUGAUUAUAACACAACUAGGCUUUCCGAGAAAAAUUUAAGCCUUUACCUAAUCAAGCUAUGUAAAAUACGUAUUAUUUAUGCCAGUGAAAACUGUUGCCAUUUAAUCACUUUUUUCUCAAACCAUUACGCAAAGAAUAGGUGUAUAAGUAGAAAUAAAAAAUGUGACCAAAAAUUAUAAUAAAAUUUUAGAGUGACAGCUGGUUGUGACGGUUGUGGCACGGAUUCGUGUCGGAUGAAUGACUUGAGUAUUUUCGAAUUGGCUCUUUUUGAUGAAAUAAUAUUUCAUAAGAUAGUUAACAAUAAGAUUUGCUCAGAACAGUACGAAAGUUUGUUUUAUGAAAAUCUGUUACACUUUGCAACAGAUUAUACAUCACUGGAGUGUGGCUCACCCUUUUUUUGCCAUCAUGGUUUCCACUUACUUUCCUAUUUCUUAUCAUCAUGUAGUUGGUUUGUGGUUCGCGCAAUCAGCACAAGUGCCUUUUCCUCGAUCCUACUGUAGUGUGAAGCCUUACGAAAAGAGUAACGAUAAUCAGUAAGAAAUUUCGAUACUUUAUGCUAGUUGAAAAUCUUUGUAAAUUUACGGUAGGGUUGAAGUGUGUGACCAGGAGUACCUACAGGUUAAUUGAUUUAUCAUAUGAAGUGGGUGAUGUUAAUCAAUGAGUAGAGUGAAAAGCUUUUCAAGCCAGUUCUUAAUACGAUCUUUCCAUUCGAUACGCAGUACUUAAGAAUGAAUCAAUUCGAAAAACGUAUACCGCAGUGCUUUAUUGAAACGACAAUACGUAAUCAAGAUUAAGAUAUAUAUGACUGUAGUAGCAGUGAGGGCUAAAAAGCGGUGCUUGUUAUCGCUAAUGACUAAAUGAUACCUAAGAAUACUUGUGUAAAAUAUGCAAAGUAUAUUGUGAAAUGUAGAAGAAAAAUGAAUAAAUAACGAAGGCUAUUCGAAAUCGAAUUGCUCUCUGUAAAGUUAACCCUAGUCGCUUACGCGGGUCCAAUUGACUCCAGAACCGACUUUAACGUACAGUUUUAAAUUCAGCGUGAUUGAAUCAUGUUUGUUUGUGCAGGUAAAAUGAAGAAUGAUUGAAAAAUAUUUCGGACCUUAGAGACCCCAUGUAUGUAUUGCAUAUUGUUUUACUUUUUUUGCUUUAAGAAUUUUUUCCCAUAUCCUCGAUCGUCUUUUGCUAAAACUAAGAUUGAAGUCUGUUUCUGAAUUGUUAAAUUUUGUCUCAAAAUUUUGUUCAAGUCGUAACGUAAUGUUGUGUACAGUGAUAACGUUCCAAGUUUGGCUGGGGUCUAGGUGACCCAUGUAAGUAACGUGAAAGUUUCCGUAGGUGUAUGUGACUAGGGUUAAGUAAUCUUCAUCGUUCGGGAAGUUCAUUCAGUGAGUACGUAAGAAUGAAAGAAACCGUUUACCGUUUUUUAGGCCUGAUCUGGUUAUGGUAUUUACAUUAUUAAAUUCUUAUCAAUAUUUAUAUUCGCAAAGAUGGUAACAAACUUGAGGGCUGGAAGUUCUCUGUUGCACAACACUCAUAUUUUUUGCUUAAAGAUAUCACAAUUCACUCAACAACAUAGAAACUUAAUUUUACUUAUUGUAGACAAAACGCAAGUGAUUGUUGUGAAUGUACCUACAGUGAUACUAGCAGUAUAUGACGGUAAUAUAGUAUUCCUUUUUGCUAUAAAAAAUCAUAUAUUCUGUUACAAUUAUACAUAUAUACAUAUAUAUGCAUAUAUAUUCACUUGAAAUGAGAAGCAUGAAUAAAUGAUUAUAAGCAAACAGGCCGUUGCAGUUUAAUUUAAUUUAAUUUUUACUUUUCGAUCAAAUUUUCCGCACCUCGUCUCAAUCCAUGAUGGAGUUAAGUGUACCUGAGAACUUUAACAAUACAUGAAUAGCAAAUUCCAAGAUGUUGAGAUAAAAAUUUGAUGUAAACGGGAAUCCGUUACAUGUGAGUACGAUGUACGUCGGCAUUAUUGUUGUCCUAAUAAUACGAGUAAUUAAAGAAUUCAAUUUCAUACUCACUGGUCCAAUUCUAAUUGAAAGAAUGGAACAAAAUAUUUGAGGCUUUCUUCGAGCUGUUUUUUAACCAAUAAUCCGUGAGAAUACUUUGAGCAAAUUUUGCAAGCUCUUCUUCUUAUACCGGAAGAAGAAAGUGGGACGGAUUUAUUAAACCAUGACUAGGUACACGAUAUCAGGCUUGAGUCUAGAGGUACUCAUAUGUGUCUAACUAUACUAGCUAACUGCCUGAAUCUACUGUAUGUUAUGGGACAUGGAUUUACACACAGAAUAUAAUUCACGUUUCGACAAGUAUAUACAGAAAAUCUGCAGAGGUACAGCUAAAAGGUUUAGUUGCUUCCACGUAGCAUUUGCUGACGUGAGAAUCCACCGAAUACACAUCAAAUGAUGGAAGAAUUGUAAAAGACAUCCAUUCUAAAAAUGUAUGUUUUAGAUGACACGUAACUACACUUCUAUGUAAACCCUAUGUAAGUUAUGAAUUUAUUAUACAUGACGAUAGUA
This is a messenger RNA of Neodiprion virginianus, 10128 nucleotides long. RefSeq names its product multidrug resistance protein homolog 49 (gene Mdr49). NCBI's taxonomy places the organism in Eukaryota, Metazoa, Arthropoda, Insecta, Hymenoptera, Diprionidae. Gene Ontology annotation, biological process: transmembrane transport. Gene Ontology annotation, molecular function: ATP hydrolysis activity; ATP binding; ABC-type transporter activity. The record is from RefSeq and is a predicted model, not a curated record. Bases 1010 to 5044 code for a protein of 1344 amino acids. The transcript has 17 exons. Gene Ontology annotation, cellular component: membrane.